Molecule: messenger RNA, 1849 nt
Organism: Tachysurus fulvidraco (yellow catfish)
Lineage: Eukaryota; Metazoa; Chordata; Actinopteri; Siluriformes; Bagridae
Gene: strap
Product: serine/threonine kinase receptor associated protein
Exons: 10
Coding region: 213-1202 (329 amino acids)
Biological process (GO): spliceosomal snRNP assembly
Cellular component (GO): SMN complex
Molecular function (GO): RNA binding; protein binding
Source: RefSeq, a predicted model, not a curated record
AUAUUAGCGUUAGCGUUAGCAUUAGCGAUUUUCCCGAGUGACCAGCGCUGUUCCGGUGUUGCUGCAGCCGGUGGCACAGCACUUUGCCCUGGGCACUCUUCACUAAGCUCUCCGCGUCACUAAAGUCCACCUUUCGUACUGUGUCCUGUCAGGAGAAACCAUUGGCGUGUUGUUUUCGUUGCUGUCUGCGUGCACAGGUUGACUUUAGAGAAAUGGCUAUGAGACAAACUCCUCUCACGUGCUCCGGUCACACCAGGCCUGUGGUGGAUCUGGCCUUCAGCGGAAUCACUCCUUAUGGCUACUUUCUCAUCAGUGCUUGUAAAGAUGGUAAACCGAUGCUGCGCCAGGGAGACACAGGGGACUGGAUCGGGACGUUCUUGGGUCACAAAGGUGCUGUUUGGGGCGCCACCUUGAAUAAAGAAGCCACGAAGGCGGCGACUGCGGCUGCUGAUUUCACUGCAAAGGUUUGGGACGCAGUGACGGGAGACGAGGUCCUCACUCUGGCACACAAACACAUCGUCAAAUCUGUUCACUUCACACAGGACAGCGAGUGUCUUUUGACCGGAGGAAAUGAUAAAGUGCUGCGGAUUUAUGACCUCAGUAAACCUGAAGCAGAGCCGCGAGAGAUCUCGGGUCACACGGCAGCCAUAAAGAAAGCGCUGUGGUGUAACAGCGACCAGCAGAUCCUCUCUGCCUCAGAGGAUAAAACCAUACGUCUCUGGGACAGAAUCACAGGAGAGGUGGUGAAGACGCUGUCGUUCGAGACGUCCGUCAGCAGCAUGGAGUACGUCCCCGACGGCGAGAUCCUCGUCAUCACCUACGGAAGGGCCAUCGCCUUCUACAACGCUCAAACCCUGGACCUGAUCAAGACGGUGGAUGCUCCGGCCUCCAUCCACUCCGCCUCUCUGCAUCCUGACAAAGAUUUCUUUGUGGCAGGAGGAGACGACUUCAAACUGUACAAAUUCGACUACACCACCAAGGAGGAAAUGGAGUCAUAUAAGGGUCACUUCGGGCCUGUGCACUGUGUGCGCUUCAGUCCUGACGGAGAGCUGUACGCCAGCGGCUCUGAGGACGGGACGCUGCGUCUGUGGCAGACCGCCGUAGGGAAAACGUAUGGACUGUGGAAGUGUGUGCUGCCCGAGGAGCUUUCUUCAGAGAACUCGGAAGCUCUCUACUGCCCUCCGGCUGAGAUCAAGGCCUGAGGUGUGGACCUGAAGAGAGGAGGAGAGGAGAGGAGAGGUCCAGGACAGGCCCAGAUCAGAUCAGAUCCCCUGCAGAGUGCUGUGCCACCUCAAUCUCCAUCACCCUGUAAAAAUAAGAAGAAAAGAGAAGCAACAAACGGGCGCUGAGCGGAGCUGAAGCCGGGGAGUGCAGGGAAACGCAGCAGCACGUCACGCUACACCAACCAGACCACGCACCAGGAGGCAGUAGUAGAGAUGGGAGUGCUGAUGUUCUGACUCCCAGCUGCCUGCUCUCUCUCUGAUGCUGUUCGACGUCGUCCGGCUCCUCCGACCCUACUUUACUUUCGUUGAGCUUUUGUUUUUGUCAUCGUUUUUGUUGUUUUUUUUUUCCCCCACAGAACGUGAACAAAAUGUGCUUUUAAACAAAUACCAAAAGAAUAAAAGGAUCCAGUCAGUGAAGAGGAUCCUGAGGUGUUGCUUCACAUGUAAUCCACAGUGGUGUCGUGGUGUAUUAUAUUAAUCACCCGUCAGUUUUGGGGUGUUGUUUUGAAAUGUAACAGUGACUUAAGAAAAAAAAAACUAACAAAAAAUUGACUUAAGUUCUUAAUGUUUUUCUUUGCAAACUAUUCCAAUGUGUGAUCAAUAAAGUGUUGACGAGAUUACAUUUA